GCUUACACAUUCGUUUGACUGUAUUGAUAGACAAUGCAGUGUUGUUAAGAAGUACGUUUCUCUGCUGUGAUAAACGCUGUGGAAGGACAUUGACAUUUGGCAAGUGACAACAAAUGAUCAGCUGAUUGAGAGACUUAUUCUGGUCCAAGCAUGCUUUGUGAAGGCAGAUUGUUGAGCAUGGCGUUCUGUGAAUUGGAUGACUUUGAUGCGCUCCCUUCACAGAAGGUUCUCCACAGUGCUUAUGGACUGCCGAGAGCAGCCACUACCCUCAUGCCAGGCUCUGCCAGACACGCUCCACUCAUUCAUCACAGUUCCCCUGGGCGGACAGGUAGUAUGGACGACAGCAGUGCUUCAGUGGAGAUGUUCAUUUCUCCCCUGAAGUCCUUGGAUCUCCAGAGGGCCCAUCCAGGCAGACAGAUCUCUCCAGAGAUAGAGAUCCCAGCUCAGGCUCAUUCUGAUGGUGAGGCCCCUUUCUUGGUUCCCUCUUCCUGUCAGAGCAUCUGCCAGAACUACAGUGACCUCCAUAUUGGAGGUGACCAGGUGCUGCCUCUCUCAGCUAAUGACGGUGAGCUGAGGCUCUGUCCUGACACCCAGCUUGCUGGGCCCUUCCUCCAGUCCUGUGAUGUUGCCCCAGCUGUCAGCUGUGAGUCUCCCCCAGAACAGACAUCUCAGGGAGGGCUUCUGCAUCCACUGAGGGGAGGCUCAAAUCGUUGGAGACAGGGGAGUACCCGUGAUCGGAGCUUUUUGUUUCAGGGACGAGAAGAGCCAUUCUCAAACUCCCUCUUAAAUCACUACCUGGAGCAGAAACUCAUGGAUCUAUAUCAGCAAUAUAUGAUGGAAAACAUGGCAAGAGAGGGGGCCCCUGGACCUCAUCUAGACCCUAUCUGCCCUUUGCCUUACUCAGAACUGGUCCUGACCAGUCUGGACCAGAUCACUUUGCAGCUGAGUCGGGAAAGAAACCUGGAAGCCGGCCUGGCCAAGGACAUGGUCCUGAGUUGCCUGCUGCGUGUAGCUGGUGACAUGCAGUCAAGUGAGAUCAGCACCCCCUUUCUCCAGAUUUCAAAUGAAACAUCAAGGGAGCAGCUGACAGAGAAUAAAAAGUAGUGGCCCUAGUAGCAAGAAACUCAUUCAUUCUAUUCUCCCUUUCUUUGUUGACAACAAAAAAGAAGCUGAAACUGACAUUGCAUUUUCUUUUUUAUUAGCUGUUUAGAGGAUGUUCCAAGCAAGUUCUUUAUGUAAUAAAUAAUU
Molecule: messenger RNA, 1248 nt
Organism: Monopterus albus (swamp eel)
Lineage: Eukaryota; Metazoa; Chordata; Actinopteri; Synbranchiformes; Synbranchidae
Exons: 2
Coding region: 151-1104 (317 amino acids)
Biological process (GO): regulation of toll-like receptor signaling pathway
Source: RefSeq, a predicted model, not a curated record